UUGAAAAUACUAAAAUUGUUGACUGCGACCUUUGAAAAUAUUUCUGAAAACAAAGCCGACUGCACGUCAUAAUUUGAUCAUGUCUUUGGCAUUUGUUCCACGCGAUUCAAAAGGCCCGAGUAAAAGCCAGCCACCAAGCCAAGCUAGCAUCCAAAAGAUGCUGGAUGAGAACACUCAGCUGAUCCAGAACAUAUCGGACUACCAGAGCAGGGGCAAGGCUGCCGAGUGUGCACACUUCCAGCAAAUGUUACAUAGGAAUCUUGUGUACCUGGCCACUCUAGCUGACGCCAACCAGAAUGUUCAGUCCCUCCUGCCUGCUCCAGGUCCAAGCGGGAUGGCUCCUGGCAUGGGCGGGAUGGCACCUGGUAUGGGCGGGAUGGCGCCUGGUAUGGGGGGAGUGAGGAGCAGCGGAAUGCCUACACCCAACCCUGGCCCAAGUAUGGGAGGUCAGGGCCCUGUCCCAGGUGGGCAGAGUUAUGGACAACAGCAACAACAGCAGCCUCAACAACAACCAGGUGGUCAGGGGUACCCUAGUCAAGUUGUGCCCCCACAGCAAGGAGGUGGAAUGCCCCAGAACCCAGGAAUGAUGCCACAGGGUCAGAAUAUGCCGCACCCCUCUCAGCCAAUGAUGCCCCCUCAUGGGAACCAACCAACUGGCCCACAGACACAGGGCCCAAUGUCACAGGGCCAGUCUGCCCCACAGUCUAGCCAGCCUAGCAUGUCCUCUCAAGGUCAGCUUCCCAUUCCACAGAGCAGUCAAGGUCAACAUAUGAUGGGUCAGAAUCACCAAGGAAUGAUUUCUAGCCAGAUGGGUGGAUCUCAAAACCAGCCAAUGAUGAAUCAGUCAGUGAUGUCACAAAAUCAAACAAUGAUGUCACAAAGCCAGUCUCAUGUGUCACAGAGUCAAAUGUCAGCCUCUCAGAACCAACCCAUGAUGUCACAGAGCCAACCAAUGAUGUCUCACAAUCAGCAAUCAGCUUCUCAAAAUCAACCAAUGAUGUCACAAAAUCAGACAAUGAUGUCGCAGAGUCAGCCAAUGAUGUCGCAGAAUCAAGGGAUGAUGUCACAGAAUCAAGCAAUGAUGUCAUCUCAAAACCAACCUAUGAUGUCACAGGGUCCGCAGAUGAUGUCGCAGAAUCAACCAAUGAUGUCACAAAAUCAAUCAGUGAUGUCACAGAAUCAAAAUCAGCCGGUUAUGUCGCAAAAUCCACAGAUGAUGUCACAGAAUCCUCAGAUGAUGCCCCAGAAUCAGAUGGUGCCUCAAAGUCGGUCCAUGCCUCAGAAUCCACCGAACAUGCCAAAUUCCUCUGCCGGGGCACCGAUGCGGUCACCAGGUCCUGCCAUGUUUAAGAGACCACAAAUGCAGAGUGGACAGCAGUAUGUGGGUGGGGCCGGGUACGGGGGUCAAGGGGGCCAGUACCCUGGUUACCAAGGAUACGGUGGACAGCAGUAUGGGGGGUACCAGCAGCCCCGGUACCCAGCCUUCAACAGACCGCCAAUGCAGCAGGGAGGCAUGCAGGGUAAUGGUAUGAUGGGUGGGCCCAUGCCAGGUCCCCAGGGACAGAUGAUGAGCCCCAUGCAGGGUGGGGCCAUGAUGGGGGGUCAGAUGCAGCCUCCUGGAGGAGGCCAAGCCCAGGGGCCCAGCCAGGGAGGCCCUACCAGCUCAGCUAACUAAAUGUGCAUUUCAGCAAUAACUAUAGCUUACCGGGGAAUUAAGGCCAACCAGUUAUAUCACCGGAUGUGCGUAAGAGUUUUCGCUUCGAAAAAAGUGGAAAUUUCCUAUGCAGACAAUUGUGUUCAUAUUGAAAAUACAUACUUGCCGGAUUGGCAUAUUUGCUCAUGUAUUCCAUUACAUGAAAGACUAGAGGUUGUUGGUUGACUGGCAACAUGAUGUAGAGAGGAUACCAUCACAACCAUUGUUUCCUAUUACAUUUAUCACCGGCUUAAAAGCCUUUAUUCAUUAUUAAAACCUGUAUGUGAAAAGUCAGGUCUGAAAAAUAUGAAGUGAAACUUGAGCACUGCUUAGUUUAGCUUCAGCACAAAUUGCACACUUGACAAGCACAAAUUGUACACUUGACAAGCACAAAUUGUACACUUGACAAGCACAAAUUGCACACUUGACAAGCACAAAUUGUACACUUGACAAGCACAAAUUGUACA
Mya arenaria is the source of this 2160-nucleotide messenger RNA. RefSeq lists its product as uncharacterized. The record is from RefSeq and is a predicted model, not a curated record. Bases 80 to 1675 code for a protein of 531 amino acids. NCBI's taxonomy places the organism in Eukaryota, Metazoa, Mollusca, Bivalvia, Myida, Myidae. The transcript is spliced from 7 exons.